Anopheles gambiae (African malaria mosquito) is the source of this 1360-nucleotide messenger RNA. It is a transcript of the gene Rtc1, whose product is annotated as probable RNA 3'-terminal phosphate cyclase-like protein. Gene Ontology annotation, molecular function: RNA endonuclease activity. Lineage: Eukaryota; Metazoa; Arthropoda; Insecta; Diptera; Culicidae. The record is from RefSeq and is a predicted model, not a curated record. Gene Ontology annotation, biological process: endonucleolytic cleavage of tricistronic rRNA transcript (SSU-rRNA, 5.8S rRNA, LSU-rRNA); ribosome biogenesis. Gene Ontology annotation, cellular component: nucleolus. The transcript has 2 exons. The coding region runs from base 118 to 1287 and encodes 389 amino acids.
AUUGCCACCGACAACAACACGCAGUUUGACAGCUACGAUAAAAACAACAGAAAACGUGCUCCGCCGGUGAACAGACGAAGCUGAACGGUAUUUUCUUUCGCCUUGCUGUGCCUCAUCAUGACCUGUGUUGGGAAGGAAAAAGGUUGUCUCAUAUACGAGGGGAGUAACUUCCUUAAACAACGACUGCUGCUUUCCACGCUGAGCGGAAAAUCGAUCGAAGUACGCGAGAUUCGACCCCAUCACGAAACGAACCCGGGGCUGCAGGAGUACGAAACGAAUCUGCUCCAGCUGCUGGACAAGAUUACCAACGGUACGAUCACCCGUGUGGACCGGGAUGGAUGUUCGUUCGUGUAUCAGCCUGGGCUACUGUACGGUGGCGUCAUCCAUCACGAUUGUAGCACGGAACGGGGCAUCGGAUACUACCUAGACGUGCUGGUUGCGCUCGGCCCCUUCUGCAAAAAGCCCCUCGAUGUCACACUGACCGGCGUGACGAAUAGCAAAGAAAGCCCGUCGGUGGAUCACAUCAAAGCGUCCGCACUGCCGGCACUGAAGCGCUUUCUAGUUGUCGACGAAGGGCUUGAGCUGAAGGUCCUCAAACGGGGCAUAAUGCCGGGAGGCGGUGGAGAGAUCACAUUCCGCUGUCCGGUACGCAAAUCGCUCAAAGCAAUCCAGUGUACGAAGCAAACGAUGGUCAAGCGAAUCCGUGGUACGGCGUACUGCUGCAAAGUUAGUCCCGCGAUGGCAAAUCGGGCGGUGGAGCAUGCGAAAGGCGUGAUGCUAAACUUUCUGCCCGAUGUGUACAUCAACACGGACCAGCAUAAGGGGAAACGGUCGGGAAACAGCCCCGGGUAUGGCAUUAACCUGGUGGCCGAAACCACCGACGGUACCAUGUUUUCCGCGGAAGCUAUUUGCAAAACAAUGGACGAGCAACAAGGCAACCCAUCCAUACCGGAAGAUCUUGGCCGAGAGGCUGGCAUGAAGCUGUUGGACGAGGUGUUCCGAGGCGGUUGCGUUGACUCUGCAUUCCAGUGGCUCGUCGUGCUGUACAUGGCGUUGGCGCAGAAGGAUGUGUCCAAGUUUCUUAUUGGGCCGCUAUCGCAAUACACCAUCCAUUUCCUGCAGCAUUUGCGCGAGUUUUUCGCCAUCACUUUUAAGCUAGAAAAUGCAAACGGUGACCAGGAGGAUGAGACGGCGGGAAGGGAUGACGAAGAACUGUCUGGGUCUAACAAGGUGAUGCUUACGUGUGUCGGUGUAGGGUACAGUAAUUUCAGCAAGCGUGUCAACUAAUCUGGAAAGGAAAAGGCUUUGGGAGAGUUUUCCUUAUGAUACGACUGGUGGAAUAAAUUUCUUCUUUAAUUUA